Molecule: messenger RNA, 1321 nt
Organism: Alosa sapidissima (American shad)
Lineage: Eukaryota; Metazoa; Chordata; Actinopteri; Clupeiformes; Clupeidae
Gene: c8h22orf39
Product: chromosome 8 C22orf39 homolog
Exons: 3
Coding region: 159-479 (106 amino acids)
Source: RefSeq, a predicted model, not a curated record
AGAAGCACUAGCUGCGUAGGUAGGCUAUCUGCCUAAAUGCCACUCCUGAAAACGAUACUCUUUUUCAAGCAACAAGUAUAAUUUUGAAUAACGUUUCCAUCGAUGUGGAAAAUAUUAGUCGGAAGUUAAAACUUGAUUCCGUUUUCAGAUCACACGCAAUGGCUGGGUCAGAGGCAUGGAGGUCGCCUCGUACAUGUGAAGACUACUGGAGUGAGUUCCGACACUGCAAGAGUCUGUGGAACCGCUUCCAUCACUUCUACACCUUUGGCACUCAUCCUGCUUGCAAGCAGUGGAAAGAGGACUACGCCAACUGCAAAGAAUGGGAGAAGAGCCAUAGCACACAAGCCCAGGAUGCUCUGCAGGAGAGUGAGCGCCACCGUGUGGCAGAACAGAAAAAGUUCACCCCAGUGUGGGAGCUCAGGAAGGAGCCUCCUAAAGACUGGCACAUGCCCCUCAAUCAGGGCAAGGAGGACUCCUGAAACUGCCCCGCCAACACCCUCCCACUCGCAUACAAAUGCCCUUCAAUACCUCAUCUAGUCAUCCUCCAGCCAUACUCUUCUUUGUUCUAGUUAACUGGUGCUUGCCUAGAGGCCUCCACAAACAUCCACAGGACUUGACAUGUCUCAUUCUGACACUCAGAAAGGGGAUUAAUUUACCCACUAGAUGUGCAUUUGGAAUGGUACUUUUUGUGUGCAAAAUGUUUUUCUGAUACACAUGUUGAAGAACUAACACUAGCUAAUCCUUGUCCUAAAGGACAGACAUGUAUCUCCUUUAUCUGUCUCCCACUCCUUUCUGACAGAAUUGUGAUUGUUGGCCUGGUAGAGUAAAUUCUGCAGAUUUAGGAUUCACUGAUGCCCCUUCUAUUUAUGCAGGGAACACCAGAAGGCUUUUAGAAAUGGUCUGACCUGUGGGGAUUAAGCCCUCAAUUAGAAUAUUCUGUGAAGUGAUGACAUUUAGACAUGAGAUCAGAUUCAGAUUGACCCUACAUCAGAUCCUCUAAUGCUCAGUAAUUACAUAACAUUUGAAAUGCAACUGUAAUCUGUGGUUACCUCCUGCCCAGAAGGUGUCAGUUAAGGUAUGUUGAUAAUGUGAAUCAUAAGUGUUCAGCAUACAAGGUUCCAAUACACAAAUAUGAAUGUGAAGAUCUGGUCAGAUCUACUACACUUGAGAUUUAUGAAGCACAGACUGUGCUGUCGUCUCCAGUCAUAAGAAAACCAUACAAGAUGGGGUGAUCUUUUUUAAUGGUUCACACAACACCUUAUUUACAGCCCUAAUGUUUUUUUCAAAAGCAAAUGCAUAUCAUAUAAAAAGACACAAACUA